AUGUCCAACCAGGUGUCCACCCGCGUGGAGAAGCCCUCGGUCAUUCUGCUGGACAUCGAGGGCACCAUGACCGACAUCAGCUUCGUCUCCAAGAAGCUCUUCCCCUUCAUCAAGGCGAACAUUGAGACGUACUUCGACGAGUGCUACGCCCGCCCUGAAACGCAGGAGCUGAUCAAGCGAAUGCGCGAGAGUCGCCGAACGCUGAGCGAGGAGGAGAGCGCCUGCUUGCCCCAAAUCCAGCCGCCUAGUGCGCCUCGCCGCGACAUCAUCAAGAGCCUGGCGGAGUACAGCCUGGCCAACAUGCGCCUAAAACGUCGCGUCUCGGAGAUCAAGCAGCUGCAGAUUCUAGUGUGGGUGUGGGGCUACGAGCGGGGCAGCAUCCGCGGGCACGUCUACGACGAGGUGACCACCACGAUGCACCACUGGAAGACGGGCUACCGCAUCGCCCUCUACGUCUUCAGCACGGGCAUGAUCGCCGCCCAGCAGCUGCUCCUUUGCUGCACCAACCACGGCAACUGCCUCCCGAUGAUCACCGACUUCUUCGACAACUCGGUGGGCGACAAGACCGACCCGGCCAGCUACCUGAAGAUCGCGGAGAAGGUGCGCCGGAGCGUCGGCAGUAUGCUCUUUAUCACCGAUAAUCCCAAGG
Messenger RNA from Rhagoletis zephyria (snowberry fruit fly), 649 nucleotides. Lineage: Eukaryota; Metazoa; Arthropoda; Insecta; Diptera; Tephritidae. The record is from RefSeq and is a predicted model, not a curated record.